Molecule: messenger RNA, 2338 nt
Organism: Spinacia oleracea (spinach)
Lineage: Eukaryota; Viridiplantae; Streptophyta; Magnoliopsida; Caryophyllales; Amaranthaceae
Exons: 10
Coding region: 646-1941 (431 amino acids)
Biological process (GO): vesicle budding from membrane; late endosome to vacuole transport via multivesicular body sorting pathway
Cellular component (GO): multivesicular body; ESCRT III complex; cytoplasmic side of plasma membrane
Source: RefSeq, a predicted model, not a curated record
GAUAAACUUUUUGUGUGCAAAUGAAUUUGAACAGCUUUAUGAAUGGUUUUCUACUCAAGUGCUUUUUCUUUUUAAUUUUUGUCUGCCGGUGUGCGCUCACGCGCGUCUCACUGUUCCCAAAACAACACUGCGCGUCGUUUUUGGGCGCGGGUAUAGCAAUUAGGGGGUAUUUCCACCACCACCCCGGCUCCGUUCCUUUCUAUUCCUCUCCUAGUCUCCUCGCCCACAGGCCACCACCACAGGCCCCCUUUUCCGCCACACCUUCCACCAAUCGCUGGACUUUGACCUUCCUCCAAUCCAUGAACUUUGACCUUCCUCUAGAGGCGGCAGAAAAGGGCGAUACAUCGGACUCCUCAAAUGUAGAAUUUCCCAAACUUUUACAACGACCUUUAGGGUUUCUCUAACAUCACUCCCACGACAUACGUUCCUGCAAAUCUGCAAUCCUGCUGUGUCUAAACAUACCAAAAGCGGGAACAUUGUUUGUAUAAUGUAAAACAUGUGCAACACCAGUUCCUUUUAACUAGUGUUUCGGAAAUGGCUGUAGAAGCGAGUGAUAGACCAAAACUCUUUGCUGGGAGUGUGUAAUAAGCCUGAAACACACUCGGGCAUCUGAGGGUUGCCUCCCUUCUUGGAGUUGAAUUGUAAAUGGCGGAGGAAUUGAAAGUAGUGGAAUUCAUAAGGGAGCAAGUUCCGGAUUGGGAUGAUGAUGUCAAGGCUACUGCUCGAUUUAAGGCUUUCAGCGGUCAAAGGUCUGACUGGGAGUCUCAAUUUUUUUUUUGGAGAGACUUAAUUAUAAAGAUUGCUCGUGAAUUCGACCUUCUUUUUCUCUCCCCCUCUCAGAUGAAAAAUUGCUGGUUUAAUAGGGGAGGGUUGUCGCCUUUAUGCCUCAAUGAUAGUCUGCUAGAAAUGUACAAAGCUGGUAAUGUUUUGCGGGUGACUGAUUUUGGAGAUCCAACAAGUGGACGGCUGUCUCAGCUUCUGAAAAAGUUAAUUCAUUUCUCCAUUGUCUUUAGACCAUCAACUUCAAAUGAUAUUCUCAAUGAUCGUCUCAUUCUUCGAGUGAUGCUGGAGGAAAAAUCCGCCGAUGUCAUAAAAGCAUUAUCAGAAACACACUGGACAUCUUCCUGUAUCAUAACAAUGAGGAAGUUUGAAAGUUUGUUUAGAGAACACAACGAAGCAUAUGCAGUGUUGUGUUACUUGUCAGGAUAUGGGAAAGCAAGAUAUAUAUCAGUCAAAAGAAAAGAAGAGCUGAUAGAGGGUGUCAAAGUGUCUCUCUCUUCUGCUGCUGCGCCUAUUCUUCCAAGUACAGAUUCGGCUAUUUUGCAACUGGUUUGGACUCUAGAAGAGCUUCAGAAACAACUUCUUGUCAUUGACGAGCAAUAUAAAAGAUUGAGAAUAUCUGCUUUAGCUGCAUUGAAAUCUGGAGACAAGAAAUUGGCUCUACGGAAUGCAAGGCAAUUGAAGUUGGCUUCUGAGAGUAGAGAAAAGCUCACAUCACUCUUCAAUCGAGUGGAGGAAGUACUCCGUGCUAUUACAGACGCCGAAUCUGCAAAGAAGGUAUCUGAAGCUAUCCAACUUGGUGCUUUGGCUCUCAAGGAAAAUAGAACGGAUGUUGAAAAGGUUCAAAUGUGUCUGCAAGAACUUGAUGAGUUUAGGGAUUCACAAGAAAUCAUCCACAAUGCCCUAGAAUCAACAUCAUAUACAGCUAUGGAGGAUGAAGAUAUUGAAGAGGAACUAAAGAGGCUUGACUCGCAAAUCAGAGAUGAAAACCUCAUGGUUUCGGCACUUAAAUCCAAGGAUGAUGCAAUAAGAAAUGCAGGGGCUUCAGUCACUCCAGAUUCUUUGUGUGCUGCCAUUGUAGAUCUUAAGCUCGAAAGCGAGACUCAAGAAACUACUCAGGGUCCAGGAAACCGCACAAGUCUUGAGCUUGAAGCUGCAUAGCCAAGGAAAUUUUCCAUCUGAAGCUCCGAUUCAACACCAAAUCCACAAAGGUUGUACUAUAAGUGUGAUUCUUGCAACAGUCUGAGAUGGUGCAAGCUAGGGAGUAGUUGAGCAAGGAAACAUGGGGAAACAACACGAAGGACAAUACGGGGGAAGCUUAGAUGAAGGAGAAAGUAUUGAAAACAGGGGAAACAGUAAGAUGCAAUAAGAAUUGAAGCAACUGAAGAAGAAGCUAAAACAACAACAAAAAGUAGUCAAAGUUGUAAUACAAGUGGGGAUAUUGAUGCAAUAAGAAUUGAAGCAACCGGAGAAUAAGCUAAAACAACAACAAAAAGUAGUCAAAGUUGUAAUACAAGUGGGUAUAUUGAUGUUUUGUAAUAAUUUUACUGUUUUUCGU